Molecule: messenger RNA, 2303 nt
Organism: Tripterygium wilfordii
Lineage: Eukaryota; Viridiplantae; Streptophyta; Magnoliopsida; Celastrales; Celastraceae
Product: pentatricopeptide repeat-containing protein At1g62260, mitochondrial
Exons: 1
Coding region: 157-2139 (660 amino acids)
Biological process (GO): RNA modification
Molecular function (GO): RNA binding; protein binding
Source: RefSeq, a predicted model, not a curated record
CAGGUCUCCAUUAGUUUGACGACUUGUGGUGGCGACUUAAAUUCACCGUUUUUUCUAACCGGCACGCCUUGAAUCACUCACAGUAGUUACCGCUCUCGCGCGUCUUACCAGCCCCUUCGCUACCACCUUCGCGAGUGAGUUCCUGAAGGGGGACAAAUGCGAUGCUGUUUCAAAGUCGCCGAUCUAUUGAGCAAGACGAGAACACAAACCCAGCUCCGUUUCACAUGCAUUCGCUGUGUUUCCUCACGGUCAAGACCCAACAUUUCUUCUCAAAAUUCAGAGAUAUAUACGCUAAACAAAAAGAUUUCAAAUCUGAUCCGAACAGGUCGUUUUACUGAAGCUAGGCUUGUGUUUGAUAAAAUGGUGAACCGAACCAUUGUUUCAUGGAAUUCUAUGAUAGGCGGGUAUGUCAAAAGAAGAGAAAUUGCAAAAGCAAGGAAAUUGUUCGAUGAAAUGCCUGAAAGAGACAUUGUGUCGUGGAAUUUAAUGAUUCAAGGGUAUGUGUCGUGUCAUGGAAACAGGUUUCUAGAGGAAGGGAGGAAUUUGUUUGAUAAAAUGCCUGACAGAGAUUGUGUUUCAUGGAACACCAUGAUGAGUGGUUACGCAAAGAAUGGUAGGAUGGACGAGGCAUUAUGGCUUUUUGAUAGUAUGCCUGAGAAGAAUGUCGUUUCAUGGAAUGCACUGAUUAGUGGGUUUUUACAGAAUGGCGAUGUGGCAAGUGCAAUUGAAUGCUUUAAGAGGAGGCCAGAAAAGAAUGCAGAAUCUUUAAGUGCACUUGUCUCUGGUCUUGUUCAGAAUGAGAAAUUAGAUGAAGCGGAAAGGAUUUUGGUCGAGUGUGGAGAUGAGGAUGGUGGCAAUGACUAUUUGUUGCGUGCUUACAACACUUUGAUUGCAGGGUAUGGUCAUAGAGGAAGGGUUGAUGAUGCCAGACACCUUUUUGAUCGAAUCCCAUGUAAUCUUGGCCCUCGAAAUGGAGACAAUGGCACAUUUAAAAGAAAUGUGGUGUCCUGGAAUACAAUGAUCAUGUGCUAUGUGAAAGCUGGAGGUAUUGUUUCUGCUAGGGAAUUGUUUGACCAGAUGACAGAACGAGAUAUUGUUUCUUGGAAUACCAUGAUCAGUGGAUAUGUUCGUGUGUCAAAUAUGCAAGAGGCUUCAACUCUUUUCUGCAAAAUGCCUUCUCCUGACACCCAGUCUUGGAACUCAAUGAUCUCAGGGUUUACUGGGAUUGGCAAUCUCGAACUUGCUCGUAGUUACUUUGAGAGAAUGCCCCAGAAGAAUGUGAUCUCGUGGAAUUCAAUGAUAGCUGGAUAUGAGAAAAAUGAAGAGUAUAAAGAGGCUGUUAAGCUUUUCAUUCAGAUGCAAUUUGAAGGAGAAAAACCUGAUCGACACACGCUAUCUUCAGUUCUCAGUGUGUGUUCUGGGAUGGUUGAUCUGCACCUGGGCAAGCAGAUUCAUCAGAUGGUUACAAAGAUGGUUCUUCCAGAUGUGCCAAUUAAUAACUCACUUAUCACAAUGUAUGCAAGAUGUGGAGAAAUAAAUGAGGCUCAGACCAUUUUCAAUGAGAUGGAACUGCCAAUAGAAGUGAUCACUUGGAAUGCCAUGAUUGGAGGAUAUGCAUCUCAUGGUUUUGCAGCAGAGGCCUUGGAAGUUUUUAAAUUGAUGAAGAGGUCUUAUGUGCAGCCCACAUACGUAACAUUUAUAUCAGUUUUGAGUGCCUGCGCUCAUGCAGGACUGGUUGAAGAAGGCAAGCUGCUUUUUAAAUCCAUGGUUAAUGAAUACGGAAUCCAGCCAAGGCUUGAACACUAUGCUUCCCUCGUUGACGUCAUUGGUCGGUCUGGGCAGCUUAAUGAGGCCAUGGAUUUGAUCAAUAACAUGCCAUUUGAACCAGAUAAGGCUGUGUGGGGUGCAUUACUGGGUGCUUGUCGUGUGCACAACAACGCAGAGUUGGCUAGAGUUGCAGCGGAAGCAUUGAUUAAACUGGAACCAGAAAGUUCGGCCUCGUAUGUGUUGCUUUACAAUAUGUUCGCUGAACUAGGACAGUGGGAUGAUGCGACAGAAGUGAGGAUGAUGAUGGAAAGAAAUAAUAUCAAGAAGGAAGUAGGUUAUAGUUGGGUAGAUUCAUCAUCGCUUGUAUCAUAGUUUGUACUUGACAUAGAAGCACUGAUUAUGCCAACACAUCCGCUGUACUAGAUUGAAUCUCUGGGUUCAUCAAUGUCUCCAGCAAGAACUGAAAUUUAUCAAUUAUCAGUUCCUAUGUAAGAUCGCCAAGUUAAUCUAAAAAAUCCUCUUGUUGUUGUUGAUCU